Molecule: messenger RNA, 2211 nt
Organism: Esox lucius (northern pike)
Lineage: Eukaryota; Metazoa; Chordata; Actinopteri; Esociformes; Esocidae
Product: OX-2 membrane glycoprotein-like
Exons: 7
Coding region: 468-1373 (301 amino acids)
Molecular function (GO): cell-cell adhesion mediator activity
Source: RefSeq, a predicted model, not a curated record
CAAACUACGGAGUAUGUUUUGGACAUUAUUUAACCUUGUCAAAGACGAACAAAAAUGUUAGAAUAACAACAUUUCUUACUCCAAGUUUUAGGGGUGCUGAGCUCCAUUUUAGGGGUGCUGAAGCACCCAUAAAAAGGGGCUAGCCUCGCCCUUGUGUUAACCAACACAAUAAAUUUGCUUUUCUCCGCUGUUUUUUUCUUUUUAAAAACGAAUGUAUGGAUGCAGAUUCGCAAAGAUCAAAAGGUUAAUAUUGCAGCGAAAAUAAGCUUAGGUUACCAGACGCGUUUUGGAAGGAAGACUCAAUGGGGAGAGAGGAGCAACAAGUCCGCGAUAUAUCACACGCUCCGGUUUACAGAAAUUCGAUAUGAGAUCUAUUCAUCUAUAAUUCCCAUCGCGUACCCUGUACUUUCUGUCCCAGGCGUGGCCAGUAGAUUGUGAUUCUAGCAACGCUAGAAUCACAAUACACCAUGUGUUUCAACAUGUCUCUAGCACCGUACAACCACCUGUUCAAUCUGCUAAUAAUCAUCACUAAAGGUCUCUCUCAGUUGAUAAAAACCCAGCAGGUUGUCAUAGUAACCCUGGGAGGAGAUGCUCACUUCAGCUGCAGACUCAUGGAACCCAGAGACGUCCUGCAAGUCACCUGGCAAAAAGAGACACCAGGAGGGACUGAAAAUGUGGCCUCCUACAACAAACGUUUUGGUCCAAAAGUAAACCCACCUUUUAAUAGGAAAGUGGAGUUUCUAAAUGUCGGACUGCAGAGCUGCUCUAUAGUCAUCAGAGGAGUAUCAAGAGAAGAUGAGAGCUGCUACAAGUGUCUGUUUAAUAUUUACCCAGAUGGAUCUAUCAUUGGAAGGACCUGCCUUCAAACUAUUGAGCUGUAUGGACCCACACUCAUAGUGACACGAACCACUGACACUCAUCCCCUCUUCUCUGGGUUAACUGUCUCCUGCUCUGCCACGGGACGACCUGCUCCAAUAGUGACCUGGGAUGAAACCAUAAAAUUGGUUUUGGAAAACUCUACAACGGUCAAUGUUACCCAUCCUAAUGGAACUGUUACUGUCACCAUUACAUCCAUAGUUGAAGUUCCCAGUCUUCCUGACAUUGACACCAUGGUUCGGUGUGUGGUGUCAUCUGGCAGUGCCAUCAAGGAGGGCUCCAGAAGGAUUCCAACCUCUUUUACUGGUCCAACUGUACCUCCAGUCUCCAAUGAUGGAUGGAUAAGGGGUCAUGGGACAGUGGGUUUAGUGGUUGUUAUUGCUCUAGUCUGCAGUAUAGUUUGGUGGCUGCAUAAGAGAAAUCCAAAGAACAGAGAAGAAAGAAAACAGCAAGAGGAUGCUGAAAACAGAGACUCUCGCAAGGACACCUUUAUGUAGAGCAUUCUUCGCCAUGAGGUACCAUUAUCUUAACAAGGACAAUGCGCUGCCACACAAGUCUAGACACGCCCACUUAUGGUUAGAGGAACACUCAUCUGAGUUUAGGGUCUUGCCAGUCACCAGAUCUCAACGUUAUCGAACACAUCUGGGAUGCCAUGCAACGCGCUGCGGAACACGGAAAUCCUACACCUCAGAAUACAACAGAAGUGUGGACCGCUCUGCAGGACAUAUGGUGUUCACUGCCUACAGAAUACUUCCACAAGCUCAUGGAGUCCAUGCCCCGUCUUAUUUCUGCAGUUUUGCUCUCCCAAGGGGAGGCCUACCAAGUAUUAGACUGGUGUACCAGUUUCUCUGGCUCUUCAGUUAAUAUGCACUGGCAGAUACAACCAAUGAUGUGCCUAGGUGGUGUUGCUAUGUAUUUUGUAUGGGCUCAUCUGCACCAGUUUUUCUGGCACUUCAGUGUAUGUAACGGUGUGGAUAUGCAGGAAAGAGGUGCAGAGGUGGUGGACAAGAAACUUUACUCAACAGAUUUGUUGUAAUAAUAUAAGAACCACCUCAACAAGACAUGUCACAUUAAAUAAUGACCCACAAAUACACAGGAAACCACCAGGGAAACUGAAAAGGUAAGUGACCAGGAAUACAAGACACAGAUGACAAGACUAAACAGGACACAGGUGAAUUCAAUCAAUUUGAGGGCUUGACACCAGAACAUAGAAACACACUGACUAGACUCAAACCACAUUAAACAUAGAAAUGUUCAUUGUGCAAUGCCCGGCUGUUAUGAUAUAGUAAUUUCCUACUACUUUUCAUGUUGAGAAAUACAGCCCUGGAAAAAUGG